Molecule: messenger RNA, 1403 nt
Organism: Microbotryum saponariae
Lineage: Eukaryota; Fungi; Basidiomycota; Microbotryomycetes; Microbotryales; Microbotryaceae
Source: the annotation of a GenBank genome assembly
AUGGCAGACCCGUCCAACACGACCGACGAUCUCUUUGCCGGCAUGAAGAAGAAGAAAAAGUCCUCCAAGAAGGUCAACUUUGACGAGCUCGAACUCGAUGCCCCCACCGCUUCGGCAGCUCCCGCCGAAGAGCCUGCUGCCGCUGCUGUCCCCUCCCCCGUCGUCGACAACGAACCGACACCGGGCCCCGCUGCAGACGUCGCCGAUGCGGGCGAGCUCGACUUCUCCGACCUUAAGAAGAAGAAGAAGAAGAAGUCGGUGCGAAUCGCCUCGGACGACGAGGACGACGCCCCCACCGCCUCGGGCCCGACCGCUCGCAAGGUCGACGCUCUCGGCAACGAGAUCAUCGAGGAACCCACCGCCGAGGAAGACGCCGCCACGUCGUCGUCGGCUGUCUCGGGCGGCGACGGGCUGGACGAGUUUGCGGAUUUGAAGAAGAAGAAGAAGAAGGGCACCAAGAAGGCCAACUUUGACCUCGAGGCGUUCGAGAAGGAGCUGGCCGAGACUGAGGCCGCAGAGGAAGUCGCGCCCGCACCCAAAAAAUCGAUCCUCAAGGACUCGAGCAAGACGUCGACGCCGUUGGGCAGCGACGGCGAGGAGAUCGACGGUGACGACGACGACGAUGAGCCCGUACCGGAAGGUGACGACCCGUUCGGCGCCGGAGAGGGGGGAGACGAUGCGCCCCAGUCCAAGGCCGAAGCCGCGGCCGUUGCAAAGGCAUGGCUCAAGGAGGAUCGUGACUACACCUACACCGAGGUGAGGGCUAUUCCGAAUGCGGAUCUGCCUUUGGUGUUCGCGUGCACUGACUGAAGCUUGUGCCUGACCCAUCUUUACCCACCGCCAGCUCCUCGGUCGAUUCUACCAACUGCUGUACGCCUCACACCCUUCGCUGUCGGGAGCGGCGGGCAAGAAAAAGUACACGAUCCCGCCGCCGCAACUGUUCCGAGAAGGCAACAAGCGAUCCAUCUUUGCCAACGUCGCCGACAUUUGCAAGCGCAUGCACCGUCAGCCCGAGCACGUGAUCCAGUUCCUGUUUGCCGAAUUGGGUACGAACGGUUCCGUCGACGGUGCAGGGCGAUUGGUCAUCAAAGGACGCUUCCAGCAGAGUGAGUGCUUUCUCUGGAUGCGCUGGUAAGUUCGCAAGAAUGAUGACUCGUACUCAUUCAUACCUUUUUUUGUUCGCUCGGCGCACAGAGCAAAUCGAGAAUGUCCUGCGUCGGUACAUCCUCGAAUACGUGACGUGCAAGACAUGCAAGUCGCCCGACACGGUCUUGACCAAGCGCGAACGACUCUUCUUCAUCAAGUGCGAGUCGUGUAACUCGGAACGAUCGGUGCAGUCCAUCAAGACCGGUUUCGUCGCGCAGACCGGAAAGCAGCGACGAGCGAUGCGAGCAGCCGCCUAG